This is a messenger RNA of Vigna umbellata (rice bean), 632 nucleotides long. Its product is annotated as NAC domain-containing protein 104-like. Gene Ontology annotation, biological process: system development; regulation of DNA-templated transcription. The record is from RefSeq and is a predicted model, not a curated record. Gene Ontology annotation, molecular function: DNA binding. Lineage: Eukaryota; Viridiplantae; Streptophyta; Magnoliopsida; Fabales; Fabaceae.
UAAACUAAAAUAACGAAAUGAUGGCUUGUGGGAGUGUAAACCUUCCUCCUGGCUUUUGCUUCUCUCCAACUGAUGAAGAACUUCUCCUUCACUUUCUUUAUCCAAAAACCUCUCUGCCAUGCCAUCCCAACAUCAUUCCAGACCUUGACCUCUCUCUGCAGGAUCCAUGGCACUUAAAUGGUAAAGCGUUGUCAAGUGGAAAUCAACACUAUUUCUUCAGCAGAGCGAAGGAAAACAGAUCCACGGAAAAUGGGUAUUGGAAGGAAAUAGGACUGACAGAAGCAAUAGUAUCAUCUGCAUCUGAAAAAGUGGGGUUGAAGAAGUACCUUGUGUUCAACCUUGGUGAAGCUCCACAAGGCACUGAAACAAGUUGGUUCAUGCAAGAGUAUCAUAUUUGCUCAUCCAGUUUUACCACUGCAUCUUGUGGAACUACUCGAGGAAGAAGAAAAUCUGAUCAGUGUAGGAGUAAAUGGGUUUUGUGCAAAGCCUAUGAGAAGAAAAGUUGUGAAGGGCAACAAGGUGUAAAUUGUGAGAAGGAUGAGAAUGACAGUGGAACUGAGCUUUCAUGGCUAGAUGAAUUUUAUAUGUCAUUAGAUGAUGACCUUGAAGAAGUUAUGAGCCUUCCAAAUUAG